Messenger RNA from Drosophila rhopaloa, 1059 nucleotides. RefSeq names its product DNA repair protein RAD51 homolog 3. Gene Ontology annotation, molecular function: crossover junction DNA endonuclease activity; four-way junction DNA binding; ATP-dependent DNA damage sensor activity. Gene Ontology annotation, cellular component: replication fork; Rad51B-Rad51C-Rad51D-XRCC2 complex; Rad51C-XRCC3 complex. The transcript has 6 exons. The record is from RefSeq and is a predicted model, not a curated record. NCBI's taxonomy places the organism in Eukaryota, Metazoa, Arthropoda, Insecta, Diptera, Drosophilidae. Bases 121 to 882 code for a protein of 253 amino acids. Gene Ontology annotation, biological process: DNA repair; meiotic DNA recombinase assembly; reciprocal meiotic recombination.
GUAAAACAUAGCUGUUAAGUCAUAUGGCGCGGUUGUUUUGAUUACUUUUUUAGAAACUUAUAGUAACUCUCUGAAAACCUCGUGAGACCUCCAAAAACUUUUGCAGACACUGGCAAAGAAAUGGAUAGUCCUACUGUGUCCAGCGAAACCCUUAACUUAUUUGAUAACUCCUGCUGGGACAUCUCACAAAGUACCACGAAUAAAAUUUUGACAGGGAACAAUGCCCUGGACAGUUUUUUUGGAGGUGGAAUAUCCUUGGGUCAAGUCAUAGAAUUGAUUGGCAAUUCGGGCAGCGGAAAAACGCAAAUGUGUUUACAGCUGUGUCUAAAUGUGCAAAUACCAAAGCAUGCUGGCGGCUUGGAAGGAAGUGCUUUGUUUAUUGACUCACGACAGGACUUUCAUCCAGACAGAUUGCUGGGCUUAGCUCAGGAACUGGAAAAGCAAUAUAAACACAAAGAACCAGAGUUUAAAGCCCUUGAAAUGCUGAAAAAAAUCCACUAUGUGAGAUGUCCAAAUGUGGUUCAGUUAAUGGCCACCGUCUUAAGUUGUCACAGGCACCUCGUAGAUCAUCCUGAUAUAAAACUGAUUGUAAUCGACUCCCUGGCAUUUUCGCUGCGAAUGCUCGAAGAUGGCGCCAGGCGUUACGAGCUGCUCCUGGAACUGCAUGAAAGCAUGAGAAGACUGCAACGUCAACACGAAUUGGCCUGGGUCGUCACCAAUGUGCUCACACAUCGCUGCAUCAAAGAGCGGUUCCAUGUGGAGCCCGCCUUGGGGGACCAGCAUUCACACCUGAUCAAUGAGCGCAUCUGGUUUUCGGGCACCUCAGAGCGUUACCUGGGCAAGUCGUGGAGAACCAGCAGAUUAAUUAAGGAGGCCGACUGAAGAUGGAUUGGGUUUGCCUUUUACUUGUUGUUAAUUUUAAAAAAUAUGUUUAGAUACUGAAUUGUCAUAUUUUGCAAAACUUAGAAUUAUCAAAUAUAUUAUGUUAGUCUAUAUGUAAAACCAAAAAAUAAUUAUUGGUCGCCGAAUCUGGCUAUUAUAAGUAUUUGUACCCGAAAA